AUGACGCUCACACUAGUCGGACUCGGACUCGGAGCCAUACAGGACAUCACACUCAGGGGGCUCGAGGCCAUCAAGGCUGCCGACCGAGUAUUCCUGGAAAUAUACACCUCUGCGCUCAUAGAUAGCUCAAGGGAGGAACUAGAGUCCUUCUUCGGCAAGCCGGUGAUAGAGGCAGAUAGGAUCAGCGUAGAAGACCAGGCAGAGCACAUAAUACAGGAGGCGCGAGACAAGCAUGUGGUGCUUCUAGUUGCAGGAGAUCCGCUUAGCGCCACCACGCACUGUGACCUCUGCAUGCGGGCGGAACAUGCCGGAGUACAAGUAGACGUCAUCCAUAAUGCGAGCAUAAUUAACGCGAUCGGCCGGACUGGCCUGCAGCUGUACCGGUUCGGCGAGGUCGUGUCCAUACCACUGUUCGAGAAGAACUGGACACCUGACAGCUUCUACGACAAAAUUGCCAAAAAUAGGCGUGCGAAUUUGCAUACACUAUGUCUCCUUGACAUCAAGGUCAAGGAGCGGUCGGUGGAGAAUCUCAUGGCCAAUCGCAUGAUUUUUGAGCCGCCCCGAUACAUGACAGUGAAUGUAGCCAUAGAGCAAAUACAACACGUGGAUGCGGCCAAACACGAAGUAGACGCUUCGACACGUGCCUUUGGUGUGGCAAGGCUUGGGUCAAAAACAGCACAGAUUGUAGCAGGCACUUUGGAACAGCUUAAAUCGGUUGAUUUCGGAGCGCCGCUGCACUCCCUAGUCAUAUGCGCCCCGGAGCUGCACGACAUCGAGGAGCAGUACUACCAGCACUACCACUGCGAAAAGGGACGUGCACAAUCGCAACCAAAACACAGCACAUGA
Molecule: messenger RNA, 846 nt
Organism: Babesia bigemina
Lineage: Eukaryota; Apicomplexa; Aconoidasida; Piroplasmida; Babesiidae
Product: diphthine synthase, putative
Exons: 6
Coding region: 1-846 (281 amino acids)
Biological process (GO): protein histidyl modification to diphthamide
Molecular function (GO): diphthine synthase activity
Source: RefSeq, a predicted model, not a curated record